Messenger RNA from Schistocerca piceifrons (Central American locust), 6101 nucleotides. RefSeq names its product nitric oxide synthase, salivary gland-like. Gene Ontology annotation, molecular function: heme binding; calmodulin binding; nitric-oxide synthase activity. Gene Ontology annotation, biological process: nitric oxide biosynthetic process. NCBI's taxonomy places the organism in Eukaryota, Metazoa, Arthropoda, Insecta, Orthoptera, Acrididae. The record is from RefSeq and is a predicted model, not a curated record.
UACGGCGGUCAGUCCACAACCGCGGUCCGUACCCGGCGCUAGCUCGGCCCAUAUUGCAGCGGUUCACUUCACGCAGCGCGAGCGCCAACACUGUGCGGUUUGCCAUGGACAGCUACAGCAGACGUGGCCCCGUGUUCAGGAAAUUCCAGCGGCUGCGGAACCACCAGACCAAAGAGAUCGAAAUCGACCGGCUGUUCAACGAGACAUACGACGAACAACAGUCGACACAAUGCACGCCGAAGGCAUGCCUGGGGAGCCUGAUGGCCAUGCCUGGUCGGAGUACCACAGCACCGAGAUCGCCGGAGGAGCUUCUCAAACACGCCAAGGACUUCCUGGACCAGUACUUCACAUCCAUAAGAAGGCACAACAGCCAGGCGCACCUGUCGCGCUGGGAGCAGGUUCAGCGGGAGGUGGCGACCACGGGCACCUACCAACUCACCGAGACGGAGCUCGUCUACGGCGCCAAGCUGGCCUGGAGGAACUCCGUCAGGUGCAUCGGUCGCAUCCAGUGGUCCAAGCUGCAGGUGUUCGACUGUCGCUACGUGACAACGACCAGUGGAAUGUUUGAAGCACUCUGCAAUCACAUAAAAUACAGCACCAACAAGGGAAAUAUACGGUCUGCCAUCACGGUGUUCCCGCAGCGCACGGACGGAAAGCACGACUACAAAGUAUGGAAUGCCCAACUGAUCAGCUACGCCGGCUACAAGAACCCAGACGGCAGCAUCACGGGAGAUCCCAACAACGUCGAGUUUACCGAGCUGUGUCUGAAGCUGGGCUGGAAGAGCGCGCGCACGAAGUUCGACAUCUUGCCGCUGGUGCUGUCGGCCAACGGACACGACCCGGACUGCUUCGACAUCCCGCCAGAGCUGGUGAUGCGCAUCCCGCUCAGCCACCCCACGUACGAGUGGUUCGAGAAGCUGGGCCUGGAGUGGUACGUGCUGCCCGCCGUAUCCAACAUGCUGUUCGACUGUGGAGGCCUCGAGUUUACGGGCGCGCCCUUCAACGGCUGGUACAUGAGCAGCGAGAUCGGCUGUCGCAACCUGUGCGACACACACCGCUACAACAUGCUGGAGACAUUCGCGGUGAAGAUGGGCCUUGAUACCCGGACUCCGGUGACGCUGUGGAAGGACAAGGCGCUCGUCGAGGCCAACGUCGCCGUUCUGCACAGCUUCCAGGUGAGGGGCGUGACGAUCGUGGAUCACCACACGGCCUCCGAGAGCUUCAUGAAGCACUACGAGAACGAGAUGCGGCUACGCAACGGCUGCCCCGCCGACUGGAUUUGGAUCGUGCCGCCAAUCUCUGGCUCGGUGUGCCCCGUCUUCCACCAGGAGAUGGCGCUCUACAUGCUCAAGCCCUCCUACGAGUAUCAGGAGCCAGCAUGGAAGUCGCAUGUGUGGAAGAAAGGACGGGAUUCUGGAAAGUGUCGCAAACCAAGACGCAAGUUCCACUUCAAGCAGAUCGCCAGAGCCGUCAAGUUUACGUCGAAGCUGUUUGGACGUGCGCUGUCUCGCCGUAUCAAGGCCACAGUGCUGUACGCCACAGAGACUGGGAAAUCGGAGAUGUAUGCCAAGAAACUGGGAGAGAUUUUCGGGCACGCCUUCAACGCACAGGUUUACUGCAUGGCCGACUACGACAUGAGCAGCAUCGAGCACGAGGCGCUGCUGUUGGUGGUCACCUCGACUUUUGGCAACGGCGAUCCGCCCGAGAACGGAGAGAUGUUCGCACAGAACCUGUACGCUAUGAAAAUGGACGAGGAGUCUACGGACGGCUCCAACAAAUUCACCAUGGCGAGCUCCAAGUCGUUCAUCAAGGCCAACAGUCAGACGGAGCUGGCCGGCCUACAGGUGGACCGCAAGCUGGACCGCCUGGACUCUCUGCGCGGCUCCGUCAGCGACAUCAUGUCCGAGGACACGUUCGGCCCGCUCAGCAACGUCAGGUUUGCUGUGUUUGCCUUAGGCUCAAGUGCAUACCCAAAUUUCUGCGCAUUUGGGAAGUAUGUUGAUAACUUACUUGGUGAACUUGGAGGAGAACGUCUGCUGAAAUUGUCCCACGGAGACGAGCUUUGUGGCCAAGAACAGGCAUUCAGAAAAUGGGCAUCAGAUGUAUUCGGUCUUGCCUGUGAGACAUUCUGUCUUGAUGAUGAUGAAACAUUCCUGGAAGCCACACAAGCUUUGAGGGCACCAACUUUAUCAUCUGCUACAGUGAGAUUUGUUGAAUCAAAACAAGCAGAUUUAGCAAAAGCACUCUCAAAAUGUCACAACAAGAAAGUAUCUGGAUGUACUCUUGUAAGGAAAAUUAAUCUUCAUGGAAACGAUGCCAGCCGUGCAACAAUGCUUCUCCAGUUAGGAUGUGAGCUAGCUUACCAACCAGGAGAUCAUGUUGGGGUUUUCCCUUGCAAUAGGCGUGAGCUUGUUGAUGGUAUUUUAGCACGCCUUCAGUCUAGUUUUGACCCCGACCAGCCAAUUGAACUACAAAUGUUGAAGGAGACACAUACUUCAAAUGGUGUUCUCAAAAACUGGGAACCUCAUGAACGCCUCCCACCGUGUUCUCUGAGGACACUUUUCACACGAUUUUUGGAUAUCACUACACCACCAACACCAGAUUUGUUGCAGCAUUUUGCUUCCAUAGCCAGUGAUCCAGAGGACAAGAGACGUUUGAACCUUCUUGCCACUGAACCAGCAGCUUAUGAAGACUGGAGGCAUUGGAGGUUUCCUCACCUUUUGGAGGUCUUAGAAGAGUUUCCAUCUGUGCGGCCUUCUGCUGCUUUGUUAGUAGCACAGUUGACACCUCUGCAGCCACGGUUCUAUAGUAUAUCGUCGUCACCUAGUGUUUAUCAGAAGCAAAUACACAUCACAGUUGCUGUUGUUGUCUACAGAACCCAAGAUGGUGAUGGUCCACUGCACUAUGGCGUGUGUUCAAAUUUCUUGAGAGAUGCUGAAGAAAAUGAUCAAAUUUAUUUAUUUGUAAGAAGUGCACCCAACUUCUACCUUCCUACGGACGUCAAACGGCCAGUUAUAAUGGUGGGUCCUGGCACAGGAAUUGCACCUUUCAGGGGAUUCUGGCAGCACCGGAUGGCCCAGUUACAAGCUUCACAACAAGGCACUGAUGGUUUUGGCAAAAUGUGGUUGUUCUUUGGCUGCCGACAACGAGCUCUUGAUCUGUAUCAUGAUGAAAAAGCAGCAAUGCUGGAAGAAAAAGUGUUGGACAAAGUAUUCCUUGCCCUUUCUCGUGAAGCUGAUAUACCUAAGACAUACGUUCAAGAUUUAAUACGCAAAGAAGCUGCUUCAGUGUACAAGAAACUGGUGGAGGAAGAUGGCCAUUUUUAUGUAUGUGGAGACUGUACAAUGGCUGAACAUGUGUAUCAAAUGCUGAAGUUAAUAAUACAGGAACAUGGGUCUAUGACAGAUGCAGAUGUUGAGAGCUACAUGCUUAAAAUGAGGGAUGAAAACCGAUAUCAUGAGGACAUUUUUGGAAUUACAUUGCGUACAGCAGAAGUACACAACAGGUCAAGAGAGACAGCAAGAAUUCGAAUGGCAUCUCAACCAUAGCACAUAUAAGCUGUACACCAUGGGUGUCACAAUUGCAGCAUAUAUCCUACAUGGUGCCUAUUUAUAUUUUAAUGAAAUAUUAAUUAAAUACAGUGGCACAUAUAUAAAUACUGUUCCUUAAAGAUUUUAAUUAUAGUAAAUUAUAAAAUGCAUUUAUAUGCAGAAAUCUCUCAUAUUUUUUCUGGAAAUAUGUACUGUUUAUGAAAUAUAUAAAAAGCCUAGAUCUUUAGUGUUAGAUGCUACACACAGUGUAAAGAAUUUAUAAUUUCUUUAUUUAUUUAACUUAUACUAUAUUUUUACAUGGUGUUGGGAAGUACUGGAACAAAUGUUCGCUUCCUGUUAGAACAAUAAAUGAAUAAACAAAUUUUCUUAAGUUAGCAAUAAAUUUUGUGAUUGAAUUGAUGAGUAAUUUCCUUGUUCUUGUUAAGUGCGUACAAGUAGAAUGCUGGCUUUGCAAAUUAUUUCAAAAGUCAUACAACAUGUGAUUGCUACAUAUCAGUAAUAAUCAUCAAUAAAAAAUAAUUAAAUCACAAGUGUCAUACAGAGCAGUUUAUCAUGUCACAUUAUUAAAACAAGGAGUCAGAAAUUAGUAAAUAAUGCUGAAUAUCAUUUACUUAACAUUUUGUUCUCUAUGACAGUUUGUUGUGUAAUGUUGCUAUAAUGUAUCACAUUCAUACAGAUGUAGUAGUCAAAGGAAGUCACUCCAAAUUUUUCUUUUGAAGACAUUUUCUCAGAUGAGUUGUAAUUUGAAACAAGGCCUUGUGACAUGAUCCCUUAAUGCAUUGUCAUCUAAAUUGUUUGUUAGAAGUCAUUGGUUUCAAUGUGACGAAUGCAUGUUACUUGCAACCUGUUUCAUGUGCUUGACUAAUAUGCAUUGUUCAGUUAUCGUAAUUUUCCAUUGCUGUAAACGAGUAAGGCAUCCAAUCUGGAAAUAGUUUGAGAUGCAGUAUUGUAUUGUAUUACGAAUAUAUAAGCUCAGUUUCAAGUGCACUAAUAUGUUGAUAGGUCGACACUUGGUACUAAUGAUUAAAUUGUUGUGUUGCAUAAACUACCAAUUUUGACAUCAAAACUCUGGAGGACUAGGUGUUAAGUUUUUAUCAGUUUUUACACUUCUGGCUUAGGUAAAGUGUUUGUGAUCGUAAUCUUAGGAUUAAUGUUAAAUUGUUUGUAAAUGAGAACCUCAGAUAUAUUGUUUUCUUAUAUACAUAUUAGAUUUUAAAAUAUAAGUUGGUCACUUUCAAAGGGGAGAUUUGAAACAUAUACUCAGUUAUGCUAUAAUGUUACACAUGAUCCAAGUUUGUUGAAGUGGAAAUAUUGACUAUGGUCACAAAUUGAACCUUUGUCAGUGAAAUACUCUAUCAUCUCUGAGAUUAUAACCAGUGGCCUUUGGAGUACACAUACAUAUGAGGAAGCCUGAAGUGUUUUUAUUCAUGGAGUAUGUAAGUAAUAUUUACCUGAAUAGUUUGCCUAAGCUGAAACUGCUUGAUAAUUUCAUACAUAAUUAAUAAAUGAAAAACUUAAAGAUUAUUCAUUCUCUCUUUUGUCCACUGUAAAAAUUUAUGAACAAGUGUUUGUGAUUAUGUUGGUGAGAUUGUGAUAUAUUUUAGCUUUCCAAACAAAUUCUAAUGACAAUGAUUUCUGCUGAAUGUCCUAAGAAUGUCGCAUUCAGAUCACUCUGAAUAGAGCCAAAUCUCAGGGUACAUCAAAUGCAUGCUAUCUUUGUUGCUAAAGGGGACUUAUUGAUCUCUACAAGGUUUCUCAAUAAUAGUUAAUUAACCAAAAUUCCUUGGUAUUCAGUUUUUGAAGAUCAGCUUUCCUCAUUUAAACAGCUUGAUCUCUAGUCAGCUCUACUUAUUGAUAUUGUACAAAAUGAUUUUGUAUAAUGAUAAAAAACUGUUAUUACAAGUACUUCAAGCUUACUAUUAAUUCUUAAGAACAUAUGAAUUUGAUGAGCAGUUUUCUUUUUUCAUAACAGCACCUGUUCUUAUUUUGUCAAAUUGAUACUAAAGUGAAAAAAGGCUACUAAACAGUUUAUACUGAGGCCUGUAAACAUUGUUCAAUUGUAUGUUUGACACAACCAUCAGUCAAACUGGUUCAGACUUAAAAACUGAUCUCAGAAAUAAAAUAUAACUUUCUAGUGAAUAACUCCAAGAUAUUGUCUUAGAAUAACACUGAAUGCUUUUAAAAACUGUUGUAAUGGGUUGACUUGUAACUGUCAGUUUCAUUACUGGAUACUGAUGAAGUAAAAUGAUCUCUGCUGUAUCCAUGCAUGAUCAAGUAAGUGAUGUCAUAGCUAAUACCAUAUGUAGAAAUGUCAAAUGAAUAUGACAUACCACUAGAAAAACACAUUGCCAAUCACACCAACAUAUCACAAUUACAACCUUUCAGUCACAUUUCAUGCAAGUUCUAACAUACAUCUUACAAAUAUUUUGAGAAAAUAUUCAGAUUGAAUAACUAAUGUUCAGAAUCUGUUGUCAUCUGUUACUGGAGAUAAAAAUAAAGACAUGUAUAAUAAAGAGUACGGUUGUUUAGUGAUUUUAUUUCUUUGAUGUG